Entelurus aequoreus (snake pipefish) is the source of this 9674-nucleotide messenger RNA. RefSeq names its product plexin A4 (gene plxna4). The transcript is spliced from 32 exons. Gene Ontology annotation, biological process: regulation of GTPase activity; negative regulation of cell adhesion; regulation of cell migration. Gene Ontology annotation, cellular component: semaphorin receptor complex. Gene Ontology annotation, molecular function: protein binding; semaphorin receptor activity. The record is from RefSeq and is a predicted model, not a curated record. Lineage: Eukaryota; Metazoa; Chordata; Actinopteri; Syngnathiformes; Syngnathidae. Bases 368 to 6118 code for a protein of 1916 amino acids.
UGCUUCCUCGGCGGGACAUGGCAGGUGCUGCCGCCGGCUCUGAGUGCGCGCUGAGCGGCGUGUGGCUGUGCGGCUGAGCGGUGAGGUGGAGGAUGCUGCUGCGGUGCGUGGAAGUCCGCUCCUCGUCGUCACUCUUCCCGCCUCCUGCGCGCGGAUUUACGCCGGACUCGCUCCUCCAGGAGGAUUUAAAGGAGGAUUUAAAGAAAUAAAUUGGGCAUCUUUUUUGGGGGGGGGAGAUACGGACUCGCCUCCUGCAUCCGCAGUGCGGCUGCAUGCGAAGUGACACCUUGCAGAUGCAUGAUGCCCCCCAUCUCUGAAGAGGCUUGAUCUCGUGGACCGUGCCUCCUUCCCGCUCUUCGCCGCAGCCAUGACGUCCCACGCCGUGAGGACACGGACCUGCUUUUUCCUAUGCUGCUUCUUCUCCACCUUGGCGCCGCUUGUGACGCCAAAGACGACGGCACGAGCGUCGCAGGCCCACGGCUCGGCCUCCCAGGUCAUCACGGCGUCCAUCGAGGAGGAAGGGUACGCCUCGUUCCGCGCCGAGAACCCCGAGUGGACGUUUAACCAUUUGACGGUGGACUAUCGCAACGGCAACGUUUACCUUGGAGUCGUGAAUCGCAUCUAUAAACUGUCGCCAGGUUUGGAGGUGCAGGUGUCGCACCAAACCGGGCCGGACGAAGACAACCGCAAGUGCUACCCGCCCCGCAUCGUCCAGCCGUGCAGCGAGCCCCUCACGCUCACCAACAACGUCAACAAGAUGCUGCUGAUGGACUACCGGGAAAACCGUCUGCUGGCGUGCGGGAGCCUCUACCAGGGCAUCUGCAAACUGCUGCGCCUGGACGACCUCUUCAAGCUCGGGGAGCCCUUCCACAAGAAGGAACACUACCUCUCCGGCGUCAACGAGAGCGGCUCUGUGUUUGGCGUCAUCGUCUCCUACGGCAACGCCUCCCCGGACAUGUUGUUCGUAGCCACGGCGGUGGACGGCAAGCCAGAGUACUUCCCCACCAUCUCCAGCCGCAAGCUGGCCAGGAACUCUGAGGAGGAUGGAAUGUUCGCCUACGUCUUUCACGAUGAGUUUGUGGCCUCCAUGAUUAAGAUCCCCUCAGACACCUUCACCGUCAUACCAGACUUUGACAUCUAUUACAUUUACGGCUUCGCCAGUGGAAACUUUGUCUACUUCCUGACGCUGCAGCCCGAAAUGGGGGGCGGCCCCACCACCGGCUCAUCCUCGGCCGGUAAAGAGCAGGUCUACACCUCCAAGAUAGUCCGCCUCUGCAAAGCAGACACCGCCUUCCACUCCUACGUGGAGGUGCCCAUCGGAUGCGUGAGCGGCAAUGUGGAUUACCGACUGCUGGAGGCGGCCUACCUGUCCAAAGCCGGCGCCAACUUGGCGCGCUCGCUGGACGUGGCGCCGGACGACGACGUGCUGUUCGCCGUGUUCUCCAAGGGACAGAAGAGGCGGCCGCGGCAGGAAUUCCAAGACUCUGCGUUGUGCGUCUUCUCCCUGCGGGAGAUCAACGAAAAAAUCAAAGACAGGCUGCAGUCGUGCUACAGGGGCGAGGGCACCUUGGACCUGGCUUGGCUCAAGGUCAAAGAUAUUCACUGCAGCAGUGCGCUCUUGACCAUCGACGACGACUUCUGCGGCCUGGACAUGAACGCACCGCUGGGCGUGUCGGAGAUGGUGCAAGGCAAGGCCCUCUUCUCGGACGCCAAUGACAAAAUGACCUCGGUGGUGGCCUACGUGUACAAGAACCACUCGCUGGUCUUCGUGGGCACCAAGAGCGGACGCGUGAAGAAGAUACGAGUGGACGGCUCCUCGCGGGCCCUGCAGUACGAGACGGUGCAGGCGGUGGAAAGCGGUCCCAUCCUGCGCGACAUGGCCUUCUCUUCCGACUACCACUACCUCUAUGUCAUGUCCGAGACCCAGCUUUCAAGGAUGCCCGUGGAAGCGUGUGGUCAGUACUCCACCUGCAGCGAAUGCCUCGGAUCGGGAGACCCUCACUGCGGCUGGUGUGUCCUGCACAACAUGUGCACACGGAAGGAGAAAUGCGAGCGUUCGACGGAGCCUCGCCGCUUUGCGUCUGACAUCAAGCAGUGUGUGCGACUGAGCGUGCACCCCAACAACAUCUCCGUGUCCCAGUUCAGUGUGACGCUGGUCCUGGAAGCACACAAUGUGCCAGAACUGACCGCCGGGGUCAACUGCACCUUCGAGGACCUGGCGGAAAUGAGCGGCCUGGUGGAGGGGAACCAAAUCCGGUGUUUCUCUCCCGCCGAGAAGGAGAUGCCUCGCGUCGUCGUCGACAAAGGCGACCACCAGAUCGUGCAGCUCUAUCUCAAGUCCAAGGAGACCGGCCUGGCGUUCGCUAACACCAGUUUUGUCUUCUACAACUGCAGCGUCCACAAGUCGUGCUUGUCCUGCGUGAGCAGUCCUUACCAGUGCCACUGGUGCAAGUACAGACACGACUGCACACAUGACCCCAGGACUUGUUCCUUCCAGGAGGGACGAGUCAAGAAAGCUGAGGAGUGUCCCCAGCUGCUGCCAGCAGGCCGCGUCCUGGUCCCGGUCAACGUGGUGAAGCCCAUCACCCUGCGGGCCAAGAACCUCCCCCAGCCUCAGUCGGGUCAGCGCGGCUACGAGUGCCUGCUGACCAUCCAAGGCAACGAGCACCGUGUCCCCGCCCUCCGCUUCAACAGCUCCUCGGUGCAGUGUCAGAACACAUCGUACUUCUACGAUGGGAUGGAGAUGAGCAGCCUUCCUGUGGAGCUGACCGUCAUCUGGAACGGAGACUUCAGUAUCGACAACCCCGCCCACAACAAAGUCCACCUGUACAAGUGCGACGCCCAGCGCGGGAGCUGCGGACUUUGCCUGAAGGCCGACCCACUGUUUGGCUGCGUGUGGUGCAAAGGAGAGAAACGCUGCACCCUCAAGCAACACUGCCCGCACCCCGAGAACCAGUGGCUGGAGCACAAUGGCAUCAACAGCAAGUGCACGCACCCCCGAAUCACCCAGGUUACACCCCUGCGAGGUCCCAGGGAAGGCGGGACGCUGGUGACCAUCCGCGGUGAGAACUUGGGCCUGGAGUUCCGUGAGAUCCAGGCCAACGUGAAGGUGGCGGAGGUGGAGUGCACGCCCAUCCGUGACGGUUACAUCCCAGCAGAACAGAUCGUGUGUGAGAUGGGUCGAGCCGAGAUGAGCCAGUACACAGGACACGUGCAGGUGUGCAUCGGCGUGGGCGAGUGCAAACCGGAAUUCACGGCCAAAUCAUACAAGUAUUAUUACUUUGUGGGUCCGAAGAUCGGAAGCAUCAAGCCCAACAGGGGGCCCGUCUCUGGGGGGACGGUGGUCACAAUCGCUGGCGCCAACCUGGACGCCGGCAGCAAUGUGUCCAUCAUGUUUAAGGACCAGCCGUGCACUUUGCUCAAACGCGGCGGCCUGUGGCUGAAGUGCCGCACCCAUGCGUCUCUGCACGGCUACGGAAACGUAUCCGUGUCGGUGAGCAUCGACAAGGCUCAGCUUCAGAAAGACCUUCGUUACGUGUACGUAGAGGACCCCACCGUCACCAAGAUAGAGCCCGAGUGGAGCAUCUACAGCGGACACACCCCAGUGACAGUGACAGGAACCAACUUGGACAUCAUCCAAACGCCUCUCAUCAGAGCCAAAUACAACAAUCACGAGACGCUCAAUUUAUGUCAGGUCCUAAGUCCGACGUCCAUGCAGUGCCAGGCCCCUGAGCUCCCCAUCAGCUUGGCCCACCAGCAGGAGGUGCCAGAGAGGCCCGACGAGUUCGGCUUCAAGCUGGACGACGUGCAGGCGGUCAUGGCGCUCAACAACACCAACUUCAUCUACUACCCCAACCCCGAGUUUGAGCCUCUGAGCGCGUCCGGAGAACUGGAGCUGAAACCCGGAUCUCCCAUCAUACUGAAGGGACGGAACUUCCUCCCGCCAACCAACAGCGGGAACGGCAAAAUGAACUACACUGUUCUUAUCGGAGAGAAGCCCUGCAUGUUGACCGUGUCUGAGACGCAGCUGCUGUGUGAGUCGCCAAACCUGACAGGUCGACACAAAGUUCUGGCUCGGGUGGGCGGCAUCGAGUUCUCCCCCGGCGAGGUCCACAUCACGUCGGACAGCCCGCUCAGCAGCACGGCCAUCAUUGGCAUCGCGGCGGCCGGCGCCCUGCUCCUCCUUGCCAUUGUCAUGGUGCUCAUCGCCUACAAGCGCAAGUCUCGUGAGAGCGACUUGACACUGAAGAGGCUCCAGAUGCAGAUGGACAACUUGGAGUCACGGGUGGCGCUGGAGUGCAAGGAAGCUUUUGCAGAGCUACAAACGGACAUCCAUGAGCUGACCAGCGACUUGGACGGUGUAGGAAUCCCCUUCUUGGACUACAGGACGUACACCAUGAGGGUCCUUUUCCCCGGCAUUGAGGAGCAUCCUGUUCUGCGAGACUUGGAGGUGCCAGGCUACCGUCAGGAUCAAGUUGAAAAAGGCCUGAAGCUCUUUGGUCAGCUGAUCAACAACAAAGUCUACCUGCUGUGUUUCAUUCGCACGCUGGAAGCCCAACGAGGUUUUUCUAUGCGCGACCGCGGCAACGUGGCCUCGCUCAUCAUGACGGUGCUGCAGAGCAAGCUGGAGUACGCCACCGACGUCCUCAAGCACCUGCUGUCCGACCUCAUCGACCGCAACCUGGAGAGCAAAAACCACCCCAAGCUGCUGCUGCGCAGGACGGAGUCUGUAGCGGAGAAAAUGCUGACCAACUGGUUCACCUUUCUGCUCUACAAGUUCCUCAAGGAGUGUGCGGGGGAGCCGCUCUUCUCGCUCUUCUGCGCCAUCAAGCAGCAGAUGGAGAAAGGGCCUAUUGACUCCAUCACAGGAGAAGCACGUUAUUCUCUCAGCGAGGACAAACUCAUCAGACAACAGAUCGACUACAAGACGCUGGUGGUAAACUGCAUCCACCCUGAGAACGAGAAGAGCCCAGAGAUCCAAGUGAAGGUGCUUAACUGUGACACCAUCAGUCAGGUGAAGGAGAAGAUGCUGGACGCCAUCUACAAGAACGUGCCGCACUCGCACCGCCUCAAGGCCUCAGACAUGGACCUGGAGUGGCGUCAAGGACGAGGACAGCGUGUCAUCUUGCAGGAUGAGGACGUCACCACCAAGAUCGAAGGCGACUGGAAGAGGCUGAACAUGCUCGCCCACUAUCAGGUGCCCGACAACGCAGUGAUGGCCCUGGUCCCCAAGCAAGUAACGGCCUACAACUCGGUCAACAACUCCACCGUGUCCCGAACGUCCGCCAGCAAAUACGAGAACAUGAUCAAGUACACGGGCAGCCCAGACAGCCUUCGCUCGCGGACGCCCAUGAUCACGCCCGACUUGGAGAGCGGCGUGAAGGUGUGGCACCUGGUCAAGAACCACGAGCACGGCGACCAGAAGGAGGGCGACCGCGGCAGCAAGAUGGUGUCCGAAAUCUACCUGACCAGACUCCUGGCCACAAAGGGAACGCUGCAGAAGUUUGUGGACGACCUUUUCGAGACUAUCUUCAGCACGGCGCAUAGGGGCAGUGCCCUGCCGCUCGCCAUCAAGUACAUGUUCGACUUCCUGGACGAGCAGGCCGACAAACACAGCAUUCAUGACCCGCACGUGCGACACACGUGGAAGAGCAACUGCCUACCUCUGCGUUUCUGGGUGAACGUGAUCAAGAACCCUCAGUUUGUCUUCGACAUCCACAAGAGCAGCAUCACCGACGCCUGCCUGUCCGUGGUGGCUCAGACCUUCAUGGACUCCUGCUCCACCUCGGAGCACCGCCUUGGGAAGGACUCGCCCUCCAACAAGCUGCUGUACGCCAAGGACAUCCCCAGUUACAAGAGCUGGGUAGAGAGGUACUACUCUGACAUCAACAAGAUGCCGGCCAUCAGCGACCAGGACAUGAACGCCUACUUGGCCGAGCAGUCGCGCAUGCACAUGAACGAGUUCAACAGCAUGAGUUCCCUGAGCGAGAUCUACUCCUACGUGGGAAAAUACACGGAGGAGAUUGUUUGUGCGCUGGAGCAGGACGACGCCGCCAGGAAACAACGGCUGGCCUUCAAACUGGAACAGGUGGUGGCCUUCAUGACGCUGGAGAGCUGAGGACCGCACUUCCCAGCAUGCACUGGGAAGAAGACCCCGAGUAGAAGAAGACCCCCCCCCCCCCCCCCCUCAUCCCUGCUCCACACACUUGUCCUAAAAACCGAGCCGUGCCUGAGCGAAAACCUGUUCCUGUUGUUUUUCUGCUUCCUUACUUGUUUUCCCUGCUGCUGCCCCCUACUGGACACUUUUUACGUUGCCUUCGAGGAUUUGCACUGGUGGCAGGCGAGCCAAACCAGAAGUUUACACUGAGCAAACACGCGGGCCUGAGAAUGUUCCGCAACCUUCCAUAGCUGGACUUUGCAUUCAGACCAAGGGUGUGUUCAGGCGCCUGGUGUUUGCCGGUUAAAAGGAACGCUGAUGAGUUGGAGCAAACGAACGUACCAGCCUGAGUACUUCCUUUUAACACUCGGGUGUCCAAAGCAAGGACAUAUUCCAAUUAAUAAGUCUAACAACAAAACCUUACAGAUGAUUUUCCUACGGCCCACUUCUUCUAUACUGUCAAAGAAAAUGUAGAUUUUAUGGUAAAAAAAAAAUAAUUGGCCAGAAUUUUACGGUGUUUUUAUAUACAGAGUUACAGUAAAUUGGAAAAUACUACAUUGCUAUUUUUACGGUAAAAUUCUGAGGACUGGGAUUGUUUUUACAGUGCAUUACUGUAAAUGGAGAAACACUUCCACUCUUAUUUUCAUCCUAAUAACAACUGAUAUGUUUACAGUAUAAUUCACUUUCGGUGCAUCGUCUGUCUGUCUGGGUUAUUUUACCAUUUGGUCUUCAUCUGACAUUUUCAAGCCGAUUACCAACAAAACUGAGUACUCCUGUAUUUUUACCGACAUUGCAUUUUUUUUAGCAUGUGAGUACAGUUUUACCUCCGUUUUCACAAUGUCCGACGAUAACCGAAUUGUACGAAAACCGGAGCGAUUUUUCCCACUGAAUCCAAUCCAGACACCCAAAAAUAUAAAAACAAAACAUUUAAUAGAGAAUAAUCUGACUGUAGUGAUGCGUGCAGGGUAAAAUGGAUGAAUGAACGUCAUCACUUCAUCUAACACUGAAAAAACCCCAAAUCUUGUCGUUUCUACAGUAAAAAAAAAAAAAGCAUUUAGAUGUAAAAUUUUGGCGACUGAGCUGUCUUUUUUACAGUAAAGACUCUCGUUGGCAAAGAAGGUGAGGAACAGAUGAGGGAAUAUGAGGGGAGGUAUUGCAUUUUUCGGACCAUAGGGCACACCGGAUUAUAAGGCGCACUGCCGAUGAGCGAGUCUAUUUUCAUACAAAAGGCACACCGGAUUAUAAGGCGCAUCAAAUGUGUCAUUUCAUAAUUUUUUUGUUUCUCCAUGUAAAACACUUCCUUGUGGUCUACAUCAGUGGUUCCCAACCACCGGGCCGCGCAAGAAAUAAAAAAAAUUAAAAAAUAUAUAUUUUUUAAAUUAAAUCAACAUAAACACAAUAUAUACAUUAUAUAUAUCAAUAUAGAUCAAUACAGUCUGCAGGGAUACAGUCCGUAAGCACACAUGAUUGAAUUUCUUUAUGAAAAAAAUUGAAAAUAAAAAAAUUUAAAAACCCCCCCCCCACCCCCCGGUCCGUGAGACACAUUUUCAAGCGUUGACCUGUCCGCAGCUACAAAAAGGUUGAUGACCACUGGUCUACAUAACAUGUAAUGCUGGGUCUUAGGUCAAAAUAUUGCAUAGGUGAUGUUUUACACACCAUCUUCAAAGACGCUUUCCGACCGUCUCUUCAAGAUGCGCCGUUUUGAGGGCCGUCUUAUUUACGUGCCUCCACUUCGACAGCGUCUUAUCUUUGUUGUACUUUUUAGCGCUUCCAUAGCGAGUGUACUGACAGAUAUAAGGGAGAAUUGUACGGCACUUUAUAUUAGACAUGGCGACAGCGGAGGAUGAAUGCCCCACAACAAGAGGAUAGAGAAAAAGAAGGAGCUUAUUGACUACUGCUCGGACUACAAUGCAGAUCCCAAAUGCACAUCAGCAGGUACCAAUCGGAAAGAAAAGUUGGUUUUGCAUAAUAUUGCAAAACAAAACAAUAUGUCUCCUAAUAGGUGCCAUUUUGGAGUAUUUACACACACAAUAAUAAUACUUGUAUGUUGAAGCACAGUACGUCUGACUACUAAUGCUCCGCGAUCCAUCAAGCAGUGCGGCUUUGUAGUUUACCGAAGUCGUAAUCAAAUAUUUUGACAGAUUUUUGAACGCCGUGUGUAAUGUUCUAUAUUCUCAAUGAAACAUCAACGUUUUGGUGUUGCUUGCUUACGGGUACUUGCUCGUGUCAUUUAUUGAACAGGCUUCAACCUACAGUCCACACGUAUCUCUUAUGUGUGACCGCCAUCUACUGCUCACACUUAUUAUCACACCAUGUACCAAAUAAAAUUGCUUCAAAGACAGAAUUAAUACGUACAUUAGGCGCACUGUCCAUUUUGUGGUGUGCAUUUUAGUCCGUAAAAUACGGUACUUUUGUACUUUGUGUUCUUUCUUGACUUCAAUAGUGUUUCUCACCUUCUUUAUCAAAGAUUUAUUUGACCCCCUCGGUGGCUUAUUUUGCAGUCGUUCUUUGGGCACUCGAUUCCACAGGAUGAUACGCAGUUGGACUAGUUUGACAUUUCCUCCAAAAGUGAGUCAUAUGAAAAGUGGGGCAUAGGAAAAACCGAGGUAUGUCAAAGAAGUGUUGUGUGUCCUGGUUUGAACCCAAACAAACGUGUGAACGCACCCUUGGAGAGUAAGAAGGGCUCAGGAGGGACAAAAUGCCCAGCGCACUUUGAUUAUUAGCAUUAGCAUUAGCAUCCCUGCUUCCGUUUGGCUUACAUGGCUCGCUAUUAAGACAAAAAAAAAAAGUGGACUCCCUCUCAGAAGCACACUGUGGAACAAACAACAUGCACAGACGCGCACAACAACAACAACAACAAGGGGGUAAAAAGCACCGACGCCCCGGGAUGUUCUUACUUGUGUGGACUUUUUAAAAGUUGCUCAGCCUAAAAACCAAAGGAGCUUGAUGACAUUUUCACAAAACAAACAAACAAACAAACAAAAACAAAAAAAGUGCCAGCGAGGAAAAAUCUAAAAAGAAAAAAACUUUUGUCUUCUUCAUUGUGACGGGAAGCUGUGUGAUACUUUCUGACCUCAGUUUGUGGAGACGCUCCUCCUGGUUCCUGUUUUUGCACAAGCAGAUGGAGUGUAGCUGCAGACAAAGACGAGGAGGAGGGACGAGAACAUUAAGACUUUUUGGAUGUGAAAGACCACUUUCUACCCUCUGCCCUUUUCUUUGCCUUGACAACGUGCCCCGUGUGGUGAUAUGUGAAUGUGAACGAGCGGCCCACCUUGGCUCCUUUUAUUGGCUUUUUUUAAGCGCAUGUAAAACCAUUUAACUUAUUUAAGGGGAAAAAAUGAAGAAAAACAAGCCUUGCGAAGAUGAUGAUGUGCUUUUUUGACUUUAUUUUGCUUGACAGACUGGAGAGCGAGAAAGUGGGGGAACUUCUAGUGAUUGUUUUAAGGUGGAACCUUUAUUCAUUCUGCAGAAGCCUAACGACAACAAACGCUUGGAUAAAAAAAUGCUUCAACUUUCA